CGAGGGUUGUUUGGAUUCCCGGGGAUAUUGCCGUAUAGAGUGCCCAUCACUACAGUCGUGGGUAAACCCAUGGAUGUGCCGCUAAUACCGGAGCCAUCGCGCGAACAGAUCGCAGAAUAUCAUCGAAAAUAUAUCCAAUGCGGUCGUAUAAGCCAUUGGGUGAGGAAUAUGUCGAUUUGGAGACAUUACGCCAACUAUUUUCCCGUCAAAUUAGUCAAAACCGAGGACUUGGAUCCCGAGAGGAACUACAUGUUUGUGUGUCACCCGCACGGCGUAAUGGUGGCUUCACAUAUGGCUAACUUUGGCACUGAGGGCACCGGUUUCUCACGAUAUUUCCCCGGUCUUACCCCUCAUUUGCUAACACUGGAGAGUGUAUUAAGUCAGCCAUUUAAAAGGGAACUGCUACUUUCUAUGGGACAGGUAUUGGCACUGAUAGUAGGCGGCGCUCUCGAGUCAUUUGACACAAUUCCCAAUACAAUGAGAUUAACGUUAAAUAAUAGGUUCGGGUUCGUUAAACUGGCACUCGAGCACGGGUUAACAUAA
Messenger RNA from Oppiella nova, 543 nucleotides. NCBI's taxonomy places the organism in Eukaryota, Metazoa, Arthropoda, Arachnida, Sarcoptiformes, Oppiidae. The record is from the annotation of a GenBank genome assembly.